GUCACAAUUCCUGAUUCUGGCGUCCAAGCCGCUCCCGCCCGCGGCGCGCCCCGCCGGACGUCUUGGCCUGGCGCUGCCCCCGACCGUCCCUGUGGGCGCUGGGCUUCCGGAGUCUCCGCUCUCUCAGCACAGCCCUCUCUGAGCCUGUUGCUUCUCUCUCAAGCAGGAUAGGACCGAAGAGGCCAUGCAUGCACAGUGCUGGGCACAGAGGCAGCCAUCAAUAAAUGGGAGUCGUUGCUCCGGCUAUUGUAAUCUGUCGGUUCAUUCUACAGGCUUCCCUGGCUCGGGGUGAACUGCACAGACGGCUCUCAGCCCUCGUCCCCACCCCUAGAAGACAGCGGAACUGAGAAAAGAAGAGGCCUGUGGACAGAAAAGUCAUGUCGGACUCCCUGGUGGUGUGCGAGGUGGACCCAGAGCUAAAGGAAAAGCUGAGGAAAUUCCGCUUUCGAAAAGAGACAGAUAAUGCAGCCAUAAUAAUGAAGGUGGACAAAGACCGGCAGAUGGUGGUGCUGGAGGAAGAAUUUCAGAACAUUUCUCCAGAGGAACUAAAAAUGGAGUUGCCAGAAAGACAGCCAAGGUUCGUGGUUUACAGCUACAAGUAUGUGCACGAAGAUGGCCGAGUGUCCUACCCCUUGUGUUUCAUCUUCUCCAGCCCUGUGGGCUGCAAGCCCGAACAACAGAUGAUGUAUGCAGGGAGUAAAAACAGACUGGUGCAGACUGCAGAGCUCACAAAGGUGUUUGAAAUCCGCACCACUGAUGACCUCACCGAGGCCUGGCUCCAAGAGAAGUUGUCUUUCUUUCGUUGACCUCUGGGUUGGGGAUCUGAAUUCCUGAUGUCUGAGUCCCCAAAGGAACUGGGGGUUCAGACCCCUAGGACCUGAACAUCCGAGACCCCGAAGAAAUUAAACUGCAAGAACUCAGA
Molecule: messenger RNA, 922 nt
Organism: Myotis daubentonii (Daubenton's bat)
Lineage: Eukaryota; Metazoa; Chordata; Mammalia; Chiroptera; Vespertilionidae
Gene: GMFG
Product: glia maturation factor gamma
Biological process (GO): actin filament debranching; negative regulation of Arp2/3 complex-mediated actin nucleation
Cellular component (GO): cortical actin cytoskeleton
Molecular function (GO): Arp2/3 complex binding; actin binding
Source: RefSeq, a predicted model, not a curated record